UGUGUGUGUGUGGGGGGGGGAAGCUUUCACUUUCACUUCAAGCUCCAUUGAUUCGGUCGAGACGCUGAAUUCAACAACAAUAAAAAAAAGAGACAAAAAACCAAACAAAGUUGCAACAGAAUAGCCGACUCAGGGAAACAGAGGAACACUUUAGGAAACCCCACCAUGGCGUUUAAGUAUCCGGCUGCGAGAAGAGAUGAGAGUAAGGUGGAUGACUACCAUGGAACUAAGAUAUGUGAUCCUUACACAUGGCUGGAAGACCCUGAUAGUGCAGAAACAAUGGCCUUUGUUGAGGAGCAGAACAAACUGACCAUGCCGUACCUGGAGCAGUGUGCUGUCCGGGCUCAGUUCCACCAGCGUCUCACUGAGCUCUAUGACUAUCCCAAAUACAGCUGCCCUUACAAAAGAGGGAAGAGGUAUUUCUACUUUCACAACAAAGGUCUCCAGAACCAGAAUGUGUUGUAUGUGCAGGACUCUCUGGAUGGACCUGCCACCGUAUUCUUUGACCCGAAUAAACUCUCUGAAGAUGGCACUGUGGCACUGAAGAUGGGCCGUCUGUCAGAGGAGUGUGAAUAUUUUGCAUAUGGUUUGAGCAGCAGUGGUUCAGACUGGGUAACAAUGCAUUUCAUGAAGGCUGAUGACCUCACCCCGCUGCCUGAUGUACUGGAGAGGGUUAAAUUCAGCUGCUUAGCCUGGACUCACGAUGCCAAGGGCGUCUUUUAUAACUGCUACCCACGCCAGGAAGGCAAAACUGAUGGCACAGAGACCACCUGCAACAUCAAUCAGAAGCUCUACUACCACAUCAUCGGCACCAAACAGUCAGAAGACAUUCUGGUUGCAGAGUUCCCCGAACAUCCUAAGUGGCACAGUUCAGUAACUAUAUCAGAUGAUGGUAGAUAUGCUGUUUUGUCCAUCACUGAAGGCUGUGAGCCUGUCAACCAGCUGUGGUACUGUGACCUUCAGCAGCUCCGCGACGGCAUUACAGGCCUGCUGCCAUGGGUCAAACUUGUGGACAACUUUGACGCCCAGUACUCAUAUGUCACCAAUGAGGGAACUGUGUUCACGUUCCACUCCAAUUUGGAUGCUCCUCGCUACUGUCUCAUCAACAUAGAUAUCCAGAAACCAGACAGGCAGCACUGGACUACCCUUAUAGCUCAGCACGACAAGGAUGUUCUGGGCUUGGUCUCCUGUGUGAACCAGCACCACCUGCUGGUAAACUAUCUCCAUGAUGUGAAGGAUAUCCUGCAGGUGUAUGAGUUGUCUACAGGCCGGCUGGUCAGGGACCUGCCGCUGGACGUUGGCACAGUGGCCGGAGUGAGCUGCAAGAAGAAACACUCUGAUUUCUUCUACAAGUUCACCUCCUUCACUACACCUGGUAUCAUUUACCACUGUGAUUUGAGUGAGUUGAACCCAGAGCCCAGAGUGUUCAGGGAGGUGGAGGUAAAAGGCAUCAAGCAAGACGACUAUCAGACCAGCCAGGUAUUUUAUCCCAGUAAAGAUGGAACCAAGAUCCCAAUGUUCUUAGUUCACGCCAAAGGCCUAAAGAAGGAUGGGACUCAUCCUGUCUUCCUUUAUGGCUAUGGAGGCUUUGAGUCUUCCAUACAACCGUACUACAAUGUUGCUUACCUGCUGUAUGUGAGACACCUGGGAGGGAUCCUGGCAGUGGCCAACAUCAGAGGGGGCGGAGAGUACGGCCUCACCUGGCACAAAGCUGGUACAUUAGGGAACAAGCAGAAUUGCUUUGAUGACUUCCAGUGUGCAGCAGAGUAUCUGAUCCAGGAGAAGUACACCACAGCCAGCCGCAUUGCUAUCAACGGAGCCUCUAAUGGAGGGCUGCUAAUAGCGGCAUGCGUGAACCAGCGUCCAGACCUGUUUGGCUGUGCUGUGGCAGAGGUGGGGGUAAUGGAUAUGUUGAAGUUCCACAAAUUCACCAUCGGCCACGCCUGGACCACCGACUAUGGCUGUUCUGAUGACCCGGAGCAGUUCAAGUGGCUCAUCAAGUAUUCUCCUCUCCAUAAUCUGCCUCAGCCACCUUACUCUGGCCUUCCCUACCCGGCCAUCCUGCUUCUGACAGCAGAUCAUGAUGAUCGUGUGGUGCCUCUCCACACCCUGAAGUACUGUGCUGCCUUGCAGCAUGGAGUUGGCAGCAGCCCUGUGCAGCGUCAGCCUCUGAUGGUCAGGGUGGACACCUGUAGUGGGCACGGUGCAGGGAAACCCACCACCAAGGCCAUCUUGGAGGACACACACAUCUUUUCCUUCAUCGCUGAGACACUUGGCCUCAGCUGGAAGGAUUGAAGAGAAAAUGAGGGGAGUUAAAGAAUACACACAAUGAGGGAGGAGAAAAAAAUUAAGAAAAAUAAGGGCAGAUGAAGCAGAGAGAAGAGAAAUAACCACUGUGUGUAAAAUCUGAUACUCAUCUUAAUGCCUCUGAAACAACUCUUAACAGUAGAUUACCUUAACCAAUCAAAUGCACAAAAAGAUUAUGAUUUUUUUCUGAAUACAUUGAAAUUGAAAUUGAACUUUGGACUAAAGCAUCUUCAAUAAAAUCUCUAUUUCUACCAUGA
Siniperca chuatsi (mandarin fish) is the source of this 2564-nucleotide messenger RNA. Its product is annotated as prolyl endopeptidase-like. The transcript is spliced from 15 exons. Gene Ontology annotation, molecular function: oligopeptidase activity; serine-type endopeptidase activity. NCBI's taxonomy places the organism in Eukaryota, Metazoa, Chordata, Actinopteri, Centrarchiformes, Sinipercidae. Gene Ontology annotation, cellular component: cytosol. The coding region runs from base 166 to 2295 and encodes 709 amino acids. The record is from RefSeq and is a predicted model, not a curated record. Gene Ontology annotation, biological process: proteolysis.